CCGUAGCGGACGUCGCAGUCGCUAUCUUUCCUCCGUUCCGUUAAGCUGUUCAAUUUAUGCGAAAAGACGUUGCGACUCGCGCGCGUUUUCGAGCUGUUGAUUUCGUUGAGAAAUGAUUUUCUUAGAUUUUUUUAAGCAUCUAUUUUCAUGCAACAUUUAAUUUAUGAAUGGGUGAAUCGUCGCUGGACAAUAAAUUAGGCGCCAAAUACCAAAGAAAUUUUUCGUAUUUAAAAUGAAAAUUCCAAAUUAUUUAUUCGUAACCAAAGAGCUGAAAGAUACAAAAAAAUGUGCAAUAAUAAUUGAUGUGAUAUGUGGAAAGAAAGCAUAAAAAGCAAAAUAACAAUAAAUUACAACAAAUGAAUGCUCUCCGGCACUUAGCACGACUUACGGAUCGAUAUCAAGUAACGAGAGCUAGCAACGACGAAACCACUUGGCAUUCAAAUAAAAAUCAAAAUAAAUACCAAUUCAUGUAACUGAAAUAACGCACACUAAAUACUUGAAAAACAAUGCGGAAAAGUGCAGAGGAUUCUGUUGACUGCAUGAUUUCAUCUAAUACGAGUGAUAAACGUAGUUCCUGCCAUACAACACCAAAUGGAUUACCUAUAGUAAAGAAAGCAACAUUCCUGUGGCUAUGCCUGCUCUUAAUGUUCAGCCGCUGCUCGUGCUUGGAUGAACUCAGCGAUAAAGGGGCGGGCAUUAGUGAAAACUAUGAGGAAUUAAAAUUUGAUCAUGAAGUAACAGAGCAGGACGCUGAGCAAGCGCUACGAAAACUGAAUGCAACUCGCGCCGGCAUUCAGAACUCUUGCAUAUCGAUGAACUGUGGGCAAUAUCAAAAUUAUUGCUGGACGCCACAAUUCGAGAAAGAUCAUUGCUGGUGUGAACUGCAGCAUAGAGAAGAGGGUCUGCCCUAUAAAGCACAUAAAUGCUUUGUGGAGGAGAAGAUCUAUAAGCCAUCGGUAGGCUCUUGCUAUUUCUUCGAGGAAGUCAAGGAGUGUUGCUGUGUAUCCGCUUUUCUCAGAGAGUGGCGUCGCAUCUCGAGUGCUCCAUUAAGCAGGGCACAUCCCGUGCUUAGCUGCCUGCUGGCUAUACUAAGUCUACUAUAUUGGCACAGCAGAAGGCAUUAAGUUAGUUUAGGUUUAAGAUUGUGGGCGGGGCCGGGGCGUGGCGUACGAUCUAGUGAAACGUAGUCAUAGUCAUAUACAUAGUUGUUAUCCAGCCAUCUAUAAGUGUACUUAGUUGAAAAUGUUAAACACGAAUCAAACUUACUUGGUGAGCAAUUGUAUAUUAAUAUAUUUAAGCAUUAAUAAAUAUAAAUGUGUAUGUCUAAAUAUAUGAUGUAUGUAUGCAUAACCAUGUACAUAGUAUUUAUGUUGUUAAUGAUUAUAUGUGUUUAAGUUUGAAUCUCUAAAUUAACUGUGACUGACUCAUGCUCGAUUAUGUAUAUAUGUACGAACGAAAGGGGUAUGAUGUGUGGUGCACAGAAUGUAAACAGAA
Drosophila navojoa is the source of this 1494-nucleotide messenger RNA. RefSeq lists its product as uncharacterized. NCBI's taxonomy places the organism in Eukaryota, Metazoa, Arthropoda, Insecta, Diptera, Drosophilidae. The record is from RefSeq and is a predicted model, not a curated record.